Molecule: messenger RNA, 3112 nt
Organism: Brassica oleracea var. oleracea
Lineage: Eukaryota; Viridiplantae; Streptophyta; Magnoliopsida; Brassicales; Brassicaceae
Product: serine/threonine-protein kinase KIPK-like
Exons: 3
Coding region: 248-2947 (899 amino acids)
Biological process (GO): protein phosphorylation
Cellular component (GO): cytoplasm; nucleus; plasma membrane
Molecular function (GO): protein serine/threonine kinase activity; ATP binding
Source: RefSeq, a predicted model, not a curated record
CCCAUAAAUUAAAAAGAAAAAAACUUUAAAAUCCUUCUCUCUGGAUCUUCUUCAAGCUUAAAGCCAUUUAGGGUUUAUUUGAGCUUCACACUUUCCUCGAUUUUUGAAGUAUCUCAUGAGCCUUACCUCCUUUCUGGGUACCUCUGAUUGUUGCACAAGUUUAGAAACAUAUCACAGAAGAAGAUAAAUGACUAUGCGUAACUUUGAUUCCUCAGAGUUUUAGAUACUGUGCAAAAAGCCUGUUGCAAUGGGUUCAUGUGAGAUUGUGGAAGAGAAGGAUGAAGUCAGAUUAGCAAAACAUUAUGGUAAAUCUGUUUUGGGAUCAUCAAGCAAAGAUUUGGAGGGGAAGCAGCGAGAGUAUCAUGGUUCUCUUGAGUAUGACAUUGAUAAGCUUUUUCAAUCUAUACCUUUGAAACCACCAUCAACCAGGCUACUGAGCUCUUCUUUCCAUAACAUUGCAACAAGCGCGAGUGCUGGUCCAAGCAGGACCACAAGCCCUUCAAAUAGAAUCGCCAUGAAGAAACCGGGGACGCCUCAGUCCCCUAGAGUUUUUGGUCUCUCUGAUUCAGUCUCUUUGAAGCAGGCUCUGAGGGACCGUUGCAUUUCCAAGGCCUCUGAGAUGGCUGCUCAGAAACGGUUGUCCAAAUCAGCAGCUGCGUCUCCGAGGGUCUCGGAAGCAGACAGGAUCAAGAGUUUGUAUAUCCAGGUUUCGAAUGAAUCUAGUAGAAGGUCCAAGGGUAAAGCAAGCUUGGUUGAGAUGCCUUUAAUGCCGGAACAAGAUAAACCAAGUUCUUCAAGGAGUGUACCUCCGCGGUUUGAAGAGCCUUCUGACACCAUCUAUGAGCUAUCUCAAGCUGGAACCAGUUUGGGAAAUGAAAUGCAGGAGAUUAAGCCGUUGCAUAAAUCCAACAAGUCUUGUCUGAGUUCUGACAGUGGAGAUUCUGAGAUAGAGUUAGAUGAAAACGUUACCUCUCUUGAAGAUGAUGUGAAAGAAAUAGACAAACAUGUUACAUCACUGCCUUCUGAUUCUAGUAAGAUAGAUAAUGCGAGGGAGCUUGAAGAGAAAGCUCUCUCUUCCACUCUGGAUAUGGAGCAGAAAGGGAAGUUGGAUAACGCAGCUAGCUCAGGAACAGAGAAGAGCAAAACAGUACGCAAGGUAACAAGAAUGAUUCCACGUCCCAAGCAGCAGCCGAAGAAGAAGAUUUUGGUAAAAAAGAAGUUAAAGAUCGGGAUCGUUUCUGUAACUAACACAACGAAGAAGGAUGGAGAAAGCGAGACUUCCUUAGAGUCUACUUCAAAGAAACUCAUCUGCCAAAGAUGUCACUCUUCGUUGAAGAGCACCAGCAUAGAUAACCCACCUCCUCCCUCUUAUACCACUAGUCAUGAUCCUCAGUUAUGCUCAGACAGUUUGAGCUCUAUUUCAAAUAACGUUGGUAAAGAAGCUAAUCAAGUAGCAGAUGAGAACUCCUCUGGCUCUGAAGCUGAGAUUGUCGUCACGAAACAAGCUGUUAACUCGAGUAACAACAGUGGUAACAGCGCAAGGGAUGAGAAGGAAGCAGAGAAUAAUCCAACUUCAAGUGAGAAAUUCGAAUUCUCCCUGAGCUCAAAAGACAGUCUUGGAGAUUACAGCUGGAGCACAAGCAUGAGUGAAGGGAGCAAUAUAAGCAGGUUUAGCUGUGGGAACAAGCCUCACAUGUCGAUGGAUGUGAGAUGGGAAGCGAUCAAGCACGUCAAGUUGCAAUACGGCUCUUUAGGAUUACGACGCUUCAACCUUCUCAAGAAACUCGGUUGCGGAGACAUAGGAACAGUCUAUCUCGCCGAGCUGAUUGGUACAAACUGCUUGUUUGCCAUAAAGGUGAUGGACAACGAGUUCUUGGCAAGAAGGAAAAAGAGUCCAAGGGCACAAGCUGAACGUGAUAUACUCAAAAUGUUGGACCAUCCUUUCCUUCCUACACUAUACGCGCAGUUUACUUCGGAUAACUUGUCUUGCUUAGUCAUGGAGUAUUGUCCCGGAGGAGAUCUUCAUGUGCUUAGACAGAAACAGCUAGGCAGAUGUUUCCCUGAACCUGCAGCAAGGUUCUAUGUUGCGGAGAUUCUACUUGCAUUGGAGUAUUUGCACAUGCUUGGUGUUAUAUACCGAGAUCUGAAGCCUGAGAACAUUCUAGUCCGUGAAGAUGGACACAUUAUGCUUACGGACUUCGACCUCUCACUCCGUUGUGCAGUGAACCCUACUCUUCUCAGGUCAACUUCUCCUCCAGGGAACGAUCCCGCGAGAGUGUCAGGUCCAUACAACACCUCCAGCUGCAUACAACCAUUCUGCAUCACCGAACCAUCUUGCCAGGUUUCGUGUUUCAGCCCAAGGCUCUCCUCAAACCAACAACAAGGUGGAAAACCGAAAAGAGCUGAUCAAUCUUCGAGGAUCCAACAACGCUUGAAGAGAUCAUUGCCUCAGCUCGUGGCUGAGCCAACAGAAGCGAGAUCCAACUCCUUUGUGGGAACACACGAGUACUUAGCUCCGGAGAUCAUCAAAGGAGAAGGACACGGCGCUGCGGUUGACUGGUGGACGUUCGGGGUUCUUCUUUACGAGCUUUUGUACGGGAAAACACCUUUCAAAGGUUACAACAACGACGAGACUUUGGCUAAUGUUGUCCUGCAGAACGUCAAGUUUCCAGAUAGCCCGCUGGUGAGCUUCCAGGCGAAGGAUUUGAUCAGAGGGCUUCUGGUUAAGGAACCAGAGAACCGGUUCGGGUCAGAGAAAGGAUCAGCAGAGAUCAAAAGACAUCCUUUCUUUGAAGGGUUGAACUGGGCUCUGAUCCGGUGCGCAAUACCGCCUGAGCUGCCUGAUUUGUAUGAGUUUGGAGGUGGACCAGGUUCGCCUGGAGGCAAUGAUGAUAGGUAUCUUGAAUGUAAAGCCAUAGGUGAUCAUCUUGAGUUUGAGUUGUUCUAAGCUAAGCAAGGGUCAUUAAGAAAAGACAAGAAAAUUUUCUGGUAGAAGAAGCAUUCAGAUGUAAACGUUGUUGUAAUGUAUCAUAUAAAAUCCUUUUUAAGUUCUCAAAAGUCUAGUAGUAUGUAUAAAUUAAAGUUAUUUUCCUUCUCAACAAAGAUUGCAUCA